Molecule: messenger RNA, 2428 nt
Organism: Carassius carassius (crucian carp)
Lineage: Eukaryota; Metazoa; Chordata; Actinopteri; Cypriniformes; Cyprinidae
Product: dihydropyrimidinase-related protein 5-like
Exons: 13
Coding region: 160-1854 (564 amino acids)
Cellular component (GO): cytoplasm; cytosol
Molecular function (GO): hydrolase activity, acting on carbon-nitrogen (but not peptide) bonds, in cyclic amides
Source: RefSeq, a predicted model, not a curated record
UGUGAUUGGUCAGCGCCGGCUCUCACAGUCUGGAUGCUGCUGCAAGCGUAAGGUUUACCAACCCAAGCAUCUGCCUGCCGUCUAACAGGCUUUAUUGUUCACCAGUGCUGAAAGUGAAGGAAAGGCGCUUUUUAAGGAUAUAACAAAGGAAGUUGAACCAUGUGUUCCAGCUCAGCAACGGUGCGCAUUCUUAUAAAGGGAGGUAAAGUGGUGAAUGAUGACUUCACACAAGAAGCGGAUGUGUACAUUGAGAAUGGCAUUAUCCAGCAAGUGGGCAAGGAGCUGAUGAUCCCAGGUGGGGCCAAGGUUAUAGACGCCACAGGAAAGCUGGUGCUUCCGGGUGGCAUAGACACCAGUGUUCACCUGAACGAGAGCUUUAUGAACGCCAACACCGCGGAUGACUUCUACAGCGGCACCAAGGCUGCUCUGGCUGGAGGCACCACUAUGGUGAUUGGUCAUGUGCUGCCAGAGAAGAACGAAUCAUUGCUGGAUGCUUAUGAAAAGUGCCGCUCUCACGCUGAUGCCAAGGCCUGCUGUGAUUACGCUCUUCAUGUGGGAGUGACCUGGUGGGGACCAAAGGUUAGUGCUCAAAUGGAGACGCUGGUGCGGGAGAAAGGAGUGAACUCCUUCCAGAUGUUCAUGGCAUAUAAGGAUAUGUACAUGCUGAGGGACAGCGAGCUGUUUCAGGCCCUGCAGAACUGUAAGGAUAUCGGUGCUGUGGCCCGCGUCCAUGCAGAGAAUGGAGAGCUGGUUGCGGAGGGUGCCAGAGAAGCGCUGGAUCUGGGUAUUAGUGGACCGGAGGGCAUUGAGAUAAGCAGACCUGAGGAGCUGGAAGCAGAGGCCGUCCACCGAGCUAUUACCAUCGCUAACAGAGCCCACUGUCCCAUAUAUCUUGUGAAUGUGUCCAGCAUGUCAGCAGGGGAUGUUUUAGCAUCUGCUAAAAUGCAGGGGAAAGUGGUGCAUGGAGAGACGACCACAGCUCAUGCUGUCUUAAAUGGGCUGCAGUACUACCACCAGGACUGGGCCCACGCAGCUGCUUUCGUCACUGUGCCACCACUCAGACUCGACCCCAACACACCCAAUUACCUGCUCAGCCUUCUGGGAAACGACACUCUGAACGUCGUGACAUCGGACCACCGACCCUUCACCACUAAACAGAAGGCGAUGGGCAAAGACGACUUCACUAAAAUCCCUCACGGUGUUUCUGGGGUGCAGGACCGCAUGAGUGUGAUUUGGGAGCGGGGAGUGGUUGGAGGCAAGAUGGAUGAGAAUCGUUUUGUUGCUGUCACAAGCUCCAAUGCUGCAAAGAUCUACAACCUUUACCCCAGGAAGGGCAGGGUCAUCCCUGGAGCCGAUGCUGAUGUGGUCGUCUGGGAUCCAGAAUCAACCAGGACCAUCUCUGUGUCCACUCAAUGGCAGGGUGGAGAUGUAAAUCUGUACGAGAACCUGCGGUGUCACGGCGUCCCGCUGGUAACCGUCAGCCGCGGUCGUGUGGUCUAUGAAAACGGCAUCUUCACCUGUGCUGAGGGCUCAGGAAAGUUCUACCCUCUCCGAACCUUCUCAGACUACCUCUACAAGAAAAUGGUGCAGAGGGAGAAGUGUCAAGCACUCAAGGGGGUGGAGCGUGCGCCCUACACUGGAGAUGUAGCUGCAGUGCAGAAUUCAGGGAAGAAGGAGGUGGGCCCUUCAGAUGGGGACAUGAACCCACGACCCUGCACGCGCCACGGGGGAAUGAGAGACCUACAUGAGUCCAGCUUUAGUUUGUCUGGUGCCCAAAUUGAUGAUAGCGUUCCAAAGAGAGCUUCGGCAAGGAUUCUGGCUCCACCUGGAGGUCGUUCUAGUGGAAUCUGGUAACAUUUCGGAUCAACAAUUGCACAAGUCUGCAACUGAACACCUACAUUUUUGACAACCUCACAUCUGAUGAAAAGUAUUUAAUUUAAAUCACUUGCAACUAAAUUCCUGUGUGUUUUUAUAUAUGUGCGUGUGUAUACGAAGGGAAAAAUAUAUUUGACAUUGGAAAACAAGGUAUAGGUCGGAAAUAGUUGUAAGAGAUUUGGUGAUCCAAAAUGUUCCAGGGUGUUUUGUUCUUCAUAUUCAGUCAAAUGAAAUAGUGAAGGUUGUGUUCAGAAUAAAUGACAGAUCCUUUUACUAAUUGUUUUUGUUCCCACAUUAACAACAGUACGUUUUACGUGAGCUGCCGUAUAACCUGUUUUAAAGAUAGCAACUGCAAAGUUGUUUAAGAAUGGGAAUGUUAUUAGUUUGUGUAUUUGGUCAUGGCUUGAAAAUGUGAACCAUAGUAAAGGUAUUUAAUAUUUGAACUGUUUUAAUGUGUUGGCAGAUGACUAUACAUUUACCUCAGUGUUUGUCUCUGGAGUUACACUUGUGUACAUUAGCACUCUGCCUCUCUACACUCACAACUCUUACAGCG